This is a messenger RNA of Lates calcarifer (barramundi perch), 3529 nucleotides long. RefSeq names its product fascin actin-bundling protein 2b, retinal (gene fscn2b). Gene Ontology annotation, biological process: cell migration; actin filament bundle assembly; establishment or maintenance of cell polarity. Gene Ontology annotation, molecular function: protein-macromolecule adaptor activity; actin filament binding. The record is from RefSeq and is a predicted model, not a curated record. Gene Ontology annotation, cellular component: cytoplasm; actin cytoskeleton. Lineage: Eukaryota; Metazoa; Chordata; Actinopteri; Centropomidae.
GUGGUGGUGGUUGAGGCAAGCUUGGAGACCUGAUCAACAGAACGCGAGAGCCGGGCAAAGAGAGGGAGAAAGAAUUACAAGAGGACGCCUGUUGAGAGAAGCCUCUUAAGUCUGGGAGCUGGAAUUAGAGCCACAGAAACUGCAGAGGGGAAGCCACAAAACCACAGUAAGUAAAUUAGGAGGCUGUGGCUGGAAAAAUGUAUAAUAAAGCCCCGGGCGGGGGAAGGAAUUUGUGGUCAUAGGAGUGCUUUAUGUACUGUACCUUAAUGAAUCGAUUUCCUGUCUCUAAAACGUUUGCAUUUCAUCAUUCUCCAUAACAUCAUUUCCUUCCUUAUUCCUGACCUUUUUAAAACUCCUUAUUCCACCUUUUUUAGGCACAUCCUUCAGUUUUGCAUCCAAUGUCACAUCUAUUUACCCCUCUAUUUCUUGUUCUUCCCAUCGGUAACUUGUCUCACCCAUUGUUCUCCUUCUGCCUCUCACCUUCUUGAAUCCACAGGUGAAGAUGCCUGCUAAUGGGAACCGCCCCUUGAAGCUGCAGUUUGGACUAAUCAACCAUGAGGGUCGCUACCUCACUGCUGAGGCCUUUGGCUUCAAGGUGAAUGCGUCAGCUCCCAGCUUAAAGAAGAAGCAGAUAUGGACUCUAGAGCAAGACUCCCAGGACACCCAGGUAGUCUACUUGCGCAGCCACCUGGGGCGCUACCUGGCCUCCGACAAGGACGGCAAGGUCACCUGUGAGGCCGACGGCCACAACUCAGACUGCCGUUUCCUCAUCGUGGCUCAGUCCGACGGCCGCUGGGCCCUGCAGUCUGAGCAGCACCUUCGCUUCUUCGGCGGCUCUCGGGACUACCUGUCCUGCUUUGCCCAGAUAAUCACAGAUGCCGAGCUGUGGGCGGUGCACCUGGCUCUACAUCCGCAGGCCAACCUGCUGUCUGUGGCCCGCAAGCGUUACGCCCACCUCUCCAUGGAGGAUGGGGAGAUUGCCGUGGAUCUGAACAUUCCCUGGGGUGUGGCGGCGCUUCUCACCCUCGUCUACCUGGACGGGAAGUAUUGCUUAAAGACCUGCGACGGCCGCUUCCUCAGCAAUGACGGGAAGCUCUUGACGGAGAGCGGGGGGCCACGGCGAUACACGCUAGAGCUAAAGUGUGGGAAGCUGGCCUUUAAAGACUGUGAGGGGAAGUAUUUGUCUCCUAUGGGGCCUACGGGCACCCUGAGGUCUGGACGCUGCUCCAAGCCAGGCAAAGAUGAACUGUUUGACCUGGAGGAGAGCCACCCACAGGUGGUUCUGACGGCAGCCAAUGGGCGAUAUGUCUCCAUAAGACAAGGAGUCAGCCUUGCAGCCAAUCAGGAAGAUGAGACAGACAUGGAGACAUUUCAGAUGGAGAUUGACAAGGAAACCAAGAAGUGCACAUUUCGCACCAGCCAAGGGAACUACUGGGCCCUGGUGGCUCACGGAGGCAUCCAGAGUACUGCCACUGAAGUGUCAGCAAACACCAUGUUUGCAGUGGAGUGGUUUGGCCACAAAGUGGCACUAAAAGCUAACAAUGGAAAAUAUAUUUGCACCAAGAAGAAUGGCCAGCUUCUCGCUGUCAGUGACGCCAUAGGUAAGAGACUCCCUGGUUUGGCUUUUUGUUCUUCUUUGUCUUUUACCCUCCUCUCCACUGAUGUGUCUCCUCCAGGUGACGACGAGCAGCUCACUCUGAAACUGAUCAACCGACCUAUGCUGAUCUUAAGAGGGGAAAACGGCUUUAUCUGCCACCACAAGAACUCCAACACACUGGAUGCCAGCAGAUCUAUUUACGACAUUUUCACCUUGCAACACAGUAAUGGGGCCUACCAUAUUAAAGGUGUGGAUGGUCGGUUCUGGUACGUGAACAGUGCCGGGCUGGUGUGCUCAGAUGGCGAGGCCCCUGAGGAUUUCACUCUGGAGCUCCUCGAGCAUGGUCGCCUCGCCAUCCGUGGCAAGAACGGCAAAUACCUGCGUGGAGACCAAGGAGGCACGCUGAAGGGAGACGGACUCAGUCUGAGCAGCUCAGCGCUGUGGGAGUAUUAAUACAGUCUGGUUCAAAUCUGAGGCCCGUGAUGAAUGAACUUAAACCUGCUGGCAUUUCAUUCCAUGUUUUUCCUCCUUCCUGCUGCAAAGAGGCUGCAACAGAGGACUAAAGGACAAUACAGGCAGGAGAAAGAGGAAGAGGAAUUGACCGUGGAUAAUCAGCCAAGAGAAGUCUUGAUGAAGUGAACAAUGUUUUGAGAGAGCGCUUGAUCUCAAGACAAAAUUGGUGUGACUGAACAUUAGAGUUUUUGUGUUGUUCCUUUAGAAGUAUUUGCUGCAAGAUCAAAUGAAUGUCUGACACUUAAGAAAUAAAGACAUGUAGAUUUUCCAGUAUUCUUUCAGACAUGUAAAACCAAGCAUCAGUGUGACAUAAAACCAUCUUUUCAGUCCUAUCCCUGCCUUUAUCGCCCCAGCCUUUCUACAACACCGUACAGGUGUUACAUUAGUAACAGCCAAGGUGUCACUCAUCCAGUCUAGUCUAGUCCAAGAGCUACGGUGACUCAGGGUGCCAUUUGAGACUGACAUAGCCACCGUUAGGAGUGACGUCACCUUUUGGAGGAGUUCAAGUCAUUAGCAUGGUAUCAUUGUCUGAGGAUGUUUAUUUGCAGAGAAGAAUUACUGGGGUUUCUAGUUGACACCUGAAAACAGUAACCAAGACUCAUGUACAUGUUAGCAGUACUAAUAGGAUCACUUCAAGCUGCAACUGGAGUGGGUGGAUUUUUUUUCUUUUCAUCAUUUAGUUUUAAUUUAUCCUUCUGUUCUACAUUUCUUCUGUCUUUUAUGAACAUGGAGAUAAUAAAUAAACUAAACUUGUAUGGCUGGUUAUGUUUUGUUUUAGUCAUGUCACAUUUAACAGAAACACAAAUUAAUGAAACUACAGUGUUAUUUUGUGAAUUUAAAAACUUAAUUACAGGUAAACAACACAGCAGUAAAGCUUUACAUGCACCUACAACAUACUCCUUAGACCUGUGGUUUCCAACCCCCCCAAACGUGAGGCUCUUUUUCUAAACUGCUGUCAGACAAUUACAUUGACCGCUAUGAUGAUGCUGCACUAAACUGGAACACGUGCGUUGGGCAGAUCUGAAGGUAACCUCAUCAUUCAUCUGGUUUAGCUGCAUGGAGCAAUCAGGUCCAGUUCAGCACACAGCUGCAAUUUAGACCCCUGUACGUUCUGGUUUAGCUGGACUCAUUCUAAACCACAGUUAAGCUGGUCAGACGCCAGAGCAGCAGCCCCCCCGUGGUUCACCCACACAGCUGUUUUCACAUGCUGCCUGAUUAGGCCUCUUCUCAUCUUCACAAUUUUUCUCUGAUUUUGGCGACCUCAGUAACCUCCCAGCAGAGCUCCGUCCAAAUUCAACCAGAGAACAGGUCUAAUUGGCCCAUGUCAUCAGUCUCCUUUUCCAGGAAUAUUUAAGUCUCAGUCCAGGUCAUCUGUUCAGUGUUGAUUCAAGGAAACACAACAAGCUCCAGUGGCGCAAU